AUGUCAUCGAGUUCUUUUUCUCACAUUCCAUUAGACCUGCCUCAAAUCACUGCCGCCUCGUCGGCAGCUGCUCCUAGUAGUUGCAGGGGGGAGAAGUGUGGUCUUCCAUCUGUGCGUGGUCGCAUUAGGACCGAACGAACCCCACGAGCAGCACACGGUAGCCAAGACUUUGUGCAUGUUGCCGUUCGGUUAAAACCACCUCCACAAAAUAAUGAAAGCAACGAUCUCAUACAAUUUUCCAUCGCGCCAGGUACUCUGGCAUCUCCCCGCACAGGUCGUCGACGCGAGAGUUCGCUUCAGAACAGUACCGCCCGCACUGUCAAAAACGUUGAUGAGGAGACUAAUAGCAAUAGUGCCACCCGACUCGACGACCAAUGUGCGGCGCCAAACAGCAGCUGCCCUAUGCACUCCAGCACGGCAGCAAUAGGUUUACCCCUGAACCGUAAUGGUAUGCAGCGGACACCGCGAUCCCCAAGAGUGGGAUCAGCUGGUGCCAGUGGAAACAACGGUGGAAAGAUAUUGACCGUCACGUCUCCAACGGCUGAUGGCGCUAAGGAGAUGCAGCGCGUGUACGAGUUCGGUGAUAUUAUCAGUCCCUCAGUCACGGACGCCCAAAUAUGCGACUCGAUAGUUCCAUGCAUUACUGAACAGCUACUGGCUGGUUUUAAUGCAUGUGUUUUGUGUUAUGGUCAGACAGGGAGCGGUAAAACACAUACUAUAAAUACUCUCAUUCCCGCGUUUGUCAGCACACUGUUUGAGAAUCUGGAUGCUGGGAACGAUAUUGUAGAGGUGUCGUAUAUACAGAUUCACAAUAACAACGCCUAUAACCUACUAGGUGGCGGUAGAUCUGAACACGGGGUGCUCCUACAAAAGCCAAAAAGUGCAUAUGUUCGUGAGCCACGUUACUUAGUGCGGGGUGCGGAGGACAUGAAGGCAAAGAUAGCUGAGGCGCAACGAAAGCGAUUUGUAGGUUCACAUGCAUUAAAUGCGCGUAGUUCUCGCUCCCACGUGCUCCUCUCUCUUCACGUGACAAAGCUGGCCGGGGGGAUCCCUGUGCAAACAAGCCGGUUGACGCUGGGUGAUCUCGCUGGCUCUGAGCGUGUGAAGAAGACGGGAGUUGCGGGGGAUGAGUUAGAGGAGGCAAUUGCUAUUAACAAGUCCCUCUCGGUCCUGCAUGCCGUCAUCAAGGCUACGGCAGAAGACGCGAACGUGCUGCCUGUGAGAGAGUCCGUCCUUACAUUAUACCUCGCUUCAAGUCUCGCUGGAUGCUACCUUCUUCUUAUUGCGACUGUGUCACUCGAGAAGAAGAACUACGCUGAGACGAAGAGUUCACUUGAUUUUGCCGCUACGGCAAAGAAAUGCAUUGUGAGGAAAGCGAAAGGGCAACCGAGAGAUUUGUUCAUGAGCGGUGCCUGCAGCUUUGAAGAGGUCUAUUCCCACCUGACAAGGGAAAUAGAAAUACUGCGUGAUCGCGUGUGCACCCUUCAGGAGGAAGUCAACAUUGAAAAACAGCGCUCUGUCCUGGUGCAGCGAGAGGAAAAUUGCGGUACAGGAAAUGCAAAUCAUGUGAAAAUAGGGGCCAGUCCCGACGACGCUGUUUCUUUGACCUGCGCGCCUCCAGACAAUAGUAGUGAAAAGUCGCGCCUGCGUGAUCAUGUUCGCGCGUUGGAGCGACAGUGCGGCCUCUUUCAGGAGAUCCUCCGGGAGCGUGAAAGAGAGUUGAGUUCGCUGCAGUCACGCGGUGAUCUCGCACCGGAGGUACGUGAAGAGUUAGAGCAGUUAGCAAGGGAACGGGAGGAGGCACAGCGGGCACUGGAAGAGGCUGCCCCACAACUUGGAACAAGCGAGCUGCUCCGUACUGUGACAGACACUUUUUUCUCAAUGCAGGAGCAAUUCGACGGUAUGUGUCAGCAAAGGCAGAUUAUGGCAAAAACAAUGGAGGUGAUGAGAGGUGAACAGCAGCGAAUCACACUUGAGUUACUGGAGGCACGGAGACAGCUUGUGCAGAGUGAAAAAAGCUGUGAAGAGAUGCGGUGCAAGACGGAUGAAGUGACUAUUGAAAGUAGGGAGCUUAGAAACAGACUUGAGGAACUCAACCUGAGACUCCUGCGUGAAUACGCGGAACGCGCAAUUCGCGAGGAGACUGUAGCGUGGUUCAAGGCGUCUAGCGAGCGAGAUGAGGAGUACGAACAACUGAGAUCUGCCUUUGAAGAACAGCGGAAUCUGUUUGACGUGCUUCAAUGUCGUCUUACUAGUACGGAGCAGGAGCUUGAUCGCAGCAAUAAGCAGCACGGAACGCUGCUGGAGGAGAUGCGUAAGAAGGACGAGGCAUUCCGAACCAUCUGGUUGCUUCUAACUCCACAGCAAAAAGCGCGGCUUAUGUCGAUAGGGUACAGCAAUGACGAUGCGAGUGGCUCAGGCAACGCAUCUCUGCAUCAGGGCCACGAGAACGUGCAGCUGCGUAGUCAGGUCCGCACCCUCAAACGGCAGCUGGAUGAAGAGCUGCUGCGCAUCAAGGAGCGAGACUAUCGCCUGGAAGACUUGGAGAACGAAAACCGCCUUCUAAAUGAGCGGCUCCAGAACCGUGAGGACGAGUACAACAGCCUGGUUUCCCUUGACCAGGACUACAGGGACGAGCGGGAAAAAAUGGAACAACAGAUUGCCCACCUGUAUACCUACAUUGAGGAGCAUAAUGCCAAACAACACAUCUUCGAGAGGCAGCUCCGUGAAGCACAGACAGAAUGGGAAAAAAUGGACGAGAAGCAUCGCAGCGCACAGCGCGAGGUUGUCGAUCUGACGGCUAAGCUCGAAAAGGCGAUGGGGGAAAUUCGUACACAGGAAGCAAACAGAGACAAAUUCAAGGACCGACUGCAUGAAGUGCAGGAGCGGGACGCAGUGUUGGUGGGUCUGCACCGCCAGCUAGCCGCCAAGCAGCGCACCGCCGACGAGACCUCGCGCCGUCUCGGGCUUUCGGAGCGGCGCCGGCAGCACAUUGCGUCGGAGGCGACGAUAUAUAAUCGCCACAGCGACCUCGUCAAGCUGAAGGUAAUGCACCGCAACCCAGAACUCCUGCGCAAAGUGGCACUGCAGCGCAUUGAUCUCGCGCAGUUUGUUCGUGGGACAUCUUUGCACCAUUUGACCCAAUACAACCGCACACAGCGGUUACGCCACGAAGGGUCUUCUCCACCGCGGCUCUAUGCGGGUUCUUCAAUUUCACACGAAACUGCAAGGCCGCGUCUCGAUUCUAACGGCAGCUCUAGUCAACACCGAAACGGCUGCCGUCGACGUCAGUUGCUUUCACCUCGCAACACCCGUGGCGUGGCGGCGAGGUCAGCGCUCCUGCGUGCCAACUCGGCUAUGGCAGAGGCCCCAAACCAGAUCAUUGACAAGACGCGGCGGCGAAACUCAUAG
This is a messenger RNA of Trypanosoma grayi, 3411 nucleotides long. RefSeq names its product putative kinesin. NCBI's taxonomy places the organism in Eukaryota, Euglenozoa, Kinetoplastea, Trypanosomatida, Trypanosomatidae. Bases 1 to 3411 code for a protein of 1136 amino acids. The record is from RefSeq and is a predicted model, not a curated record. Gene Ontology annotation, biological process: mitotic spindle organization; microtubule-based movement. Gene Ontology annotation, molecular function: microtubule motor activity; ATP binding; microtubule binding. The transcript has a single exon.